Monoraphidium neglectum is the source of this 996-nucleotide messenger RNA. RefSeq lists its product as hypothetical. Gene Ontology annotation, molecular function: cysteine-type endopeptidase activity. The coding region runs from base 1 to 996 and encodes 331 amino acids. The transcript is spliced from 9 exons. The record is from RefSeq and is a predicted model, not a curated record. Gene Ontology annotation, cellular component: lysosome. NCBI's taxonomy places the organism in Eukaryota, Viridiplantae, Chlorophyta, Chlorophyceae, Sphaeropleales, Selenastraceae.
AUGGACGCUUCGCUGGUAGGCAAGUCGCUGCUGGUGUGCCAGAUCCGCCCCAGCAGUGCCUGGACCGUCCAGGACGCCAAUGGCGUCACUGUGAACACGCGGACACCAACCGCGACAGCACGCACAUCGACGCCAAUCGUCCAAGGCCAGGGCGUCAUGCCUGGGCUGCCAGGCCCGGGGCUGUUUGGGGAAGAAUCAACACUCAAGACCGCCUCAGCCAACACCUAUGCCUCCUUCAUCAAGCAGUGGAGCGGGGCGAAGGCCUGGCAGCGGGCCCUUCAGGUGGCGCCGAGAGCUGCGUGCGUGGGCACAUCAAAGGACUCCCUUUGCGCUCCUCAAGUGGAGCAAGAUGCUGAGAAGCUCGCCACGCUGAUGUUUGCUACAUCGCCCGCCGCCUACAGCGCCCUGGAUCCGCGCGAAUUCGGUUACGCGGUCGUCCCGCCCCCCCGAGACGAGGGCGUGUGCUGGACCGUCGCGGCGUUCGUCGCCGUCACGGCCGCUGAGGCCGCUGUUGCAAGCGCCCUGGGCGAGGACGUGGCCCAGGUCGGCCAGCUGUCUCCGCAGGACCUCUACUACUGUGGCGACGCCAAGCGCGACUGCCUCACAGGGGCUUCACUGAAGGAUACGCUGGCGGAACUCGCGAAGAGGCAGCUGUUGCUGGAGAAGUGCCUCCCCUACCAGCAGCCAAAGGAUGUCACACGCUUUGACAUCUACAGUGACUUCAAGAUCUUCUUUGCAAACAACGCCAACAUUGGAGCUGUCUACCGGCCCGCACCUGGCAGCAAGUUUGUUGAGGGCCACGCGAUUACGCUGGUCGGGUAUGAUAACGUCAACCAGUUCUGGAUAGCACGCAACUCAUGGGGCCCAGGUUUUGCUCAAAACGGCACCUUCAAGAAGCUGCUGCUGGACAACCUGGACACACUGAGGGACCUGGACAGCCCCUUGGCGGGCAAGAAGCUCGCAGUGUGCCCACAGGGGGUGUCGCCGCCGGCAUAG